This is a messenger RNA of Cannabis sativa, 746 nucleotides long. RefSeq names its product photosystem I reaction center subunit V, chloroplastic. NCBI's taxonomy places the organism in Eukaryota, Viridiplantae, Streptophyta, Magnoliopsida, Rosales, Cannabaceae. Gene Ontology annotation, biological process: photosynthesis. Gene Ontology annotation, cellular component: photosystem I; chloroplast thylakoid membrane. Bases 79 to 570 code for a protein of 163 amino acids. The transcript has a single exon. The record is from RefSeq and is a predicted model, not a curated record.
CAUAUAAACAAAAAAAUAAAAAUCCACUCUUUACAUUAUCACACAAAUUAAAAAUCCAAUCUUUACUCAUCUUCAACAAUGGCAGUCUCAUCAUCAUCAUCAUUCUCAGCCAUUUCACCGGCGACCCUCCAAAGGGCUAACCCAACCCAACUGAUAUCACCAACCACCAUCUCAUUCCAAGGCCUCAGAGCUCUCCCAAAGCUCAAACCCAUCAUGGCCAACACAAGAACAAGACCAAGUGGUUUGAGGUUGACCACCAUAAAAUCUGAGGUUCUUAACCCAUCUGUGGUUAUAAGUUUAAGCACAGGUUUAUCUCUGUUCUUGGGUAGAUUUGUGUUCUUCAAUUUUCAGAGAGAGAAUGUGGCUAAACAAGGUUUGCCGGAGCAGAAUGGAGUGACCCAUUUUGAGGCUGGUGAUGUUAGGGCAAAAGAGUAUGUGAGUUUGCUUAAGUCAAAUGAUCCUGUUGGGUUUAAUAUUGUUGAUGUUUUGGCUUGGGGUUCUAUUGGUCAUAUUGUUGCUUAUUAUAUCUUGGCUACUUCUAGCAAUGGAUAUGAUCCUAAGUUCUUUUAAUUUAAUGUUUAAGAAACAAAAAAACAUUCUAGUAUGAAUCGAACUAGUUUGAGUUCGAGUACUUGUAAUUGCUGUUGUUGUUGGAUGUGUUUUAAUUGAUUAAUUAUCCUUAUUGUGUUUUUGUAAUUUGUUUGUAAUGUAUAGUUUGAUGGAAUUUUAAUUACUUAUUAUUAUUA